UUUUGAACGACGCCGUCUCAUUCCAACUAAAACUUUAAAAGCACCUUCAUCGGAAAGCAAGCAGGGUGAGCGUCAAAGCCUAUCGAGCAACUCUCUCUCUCUAGGGUUUAGGAAUCUGUCGCGAAAAUUGAAUAUGCAACUGACUCUCGAAUUCGGUGGAGGAUUAGAGCUCCUCUGUGACUCUGUGAAGAUCCACAAUGUCAAUGUUGAUCCACAAAAUGGUGCAGAGAAGUUAAUCAUGAAAGAUUUGCUCGGUUGGGUCCGUACCAAUUUGAUCAAGGAGAGGCCUGAAAUGUUCAUGAAAGAAGAUUCUGUGAGACCUGGUGUUCUGGUCCUUGUGAAUGAUUGUGAUUGGGAGCUAAGUGGACAGCUCGAUACAACCCUAGAAGAGAAGGAUGUGGUGGUUUUCAUUUCAACCUUGCAUGGUGGAUAGCAUCUAGAUGAUCGUGUUGUGUACUCAUUUUGAUAAUGAAAUAGUUAUCAUGAGAUAGUCAUGGUCUCGGCAACUUAUUUAUCUCUGUACUUUUCUUCUAGAAUUCAUUGAAGCAUAUAUAAGAAAGUGAUGAAAGUUUUUGCUAUUUUCUCA
Molecule: messenger RNA, 586 nt
Organism: Juglans microcarpa x Juglans regia
Lineage: Eukaryota; Viridiplantae; Streptophyta; Magnoliopsida; Fagales; Juglandaceae
Product: ubiquitin-related modifier 1 homolog 2-like
Exons: 4
Coding region: 134-433 (99 amino acids)
Biological process (GO): tRNA thio-modification; protein urmylation
Cellular component (GO): cytoplasm; nucleus
Molecular function (GO): protein tag activity
Source: RefSeq, a predicted model, not a curated record